This is a messenger RNA of Peniophora sp. CBMAI 1063, 1443 nucleotides long. The record is from the annotation of a GenBank genome assembly. NCBI's taxonomy places the organism in Eukaryota, Fungi, Basidiomycota, Agaricomycetes, Russulales, Peniophoraceae.
AUGCCGCUCAACCCUUCUCGCCUGACUGUUGACCCCAACGUGACGCCCGAUGCACCCGCAGAAGAGCAACCUGUGCUCGGCAUCAUAGGUAUGGGCGCUAUGGGCAAAAUGUACGCGAAGUACCUGUCUAGAGCCGGUUGGAAGAGGAUCAAUGUCUGCGACCGUCCCGAGAAUUACGAUGCUUUGUCCUCAGCUUACACGGACGACCCCGGCAUCACAGUCAUGCAGAACGGUCAUCAUGUUGCACGUACGGCAGAUUGGAUAAUGUACUCGGUCGAGGCCGAGUAUAUCGACAGGGUCGUUGCCGAAUAUGGUCCUUCUACCAAGGUCGGAUGCAUCGUAGCUGGACAGACUUCUGUCAAGGCACCUGAACAGGCCGCAUUUGAGAAGCACCUACCUGCAGAUGUUCACAUCGUGUCUUGCCAUUCACUCCAUGGGCCGACUGUACAUCCCAAAGGUCAACCCAUGGCGAUUAUCAGGCAUCGUGCGUCUGACGAAGCGUUGGCUCUCGUUGAGAGUAUCCUUCGACCUUUCGAGUCGCGCUUCGUGCAUAUGUCCUACGAAGAACACGACAUUGUAACGGCUAACGUGCAAGCAGUUACGCAUGCUGCUUUCCUCAGUAUGGGCACCGCGUGGGCGAACGCUGCCUCGUACCCUUGGGAACACGGGUACUACGUUGGCGGCAUAGAGACGGUCAAGGUGAACCUCAUGCUGCGAAUCUUCUCGAACAAAUGGCACGUCUACGCCGGUCUUGCUAUCCUGAACCCUUUCGCAUGCGUCCAGAUCGGGCAGUUCGCGCAGAGCGUGACAGACAUCUUCAAGCUCAUGCUUGCUGCGGACGAGGAGGGCCUACGUACGCGCAUGUACGACGCGAGGCAGCGUGUCUUUGGCGAUAUCGAUGCGUACAAGCAAGGCCAUCGCCCUGUUCUACUUUCAGAGGACAUCCUGGAUCGAUUUAGCCUGGGAAAGAUUGCAGCAACAUCUCCCUCGCAGUCCAACAGCCGCGUUGGAACGCCUUCAGGCCAUCACAGUCCUGAGCGCACCCCAGUCAACUCGCAUCUAUCGUUGCUAGCCAUGGUUGACUCUUGGGCGCACCUGAACAUUCAGCCGACAGUCCACCUCGAACUCGCCGCUACACCCAUCUUCCGUAUGUGGUUUGGCGUCGCCGAGUACCUCUUUCUCUCCAAGGAGCGACUGGACAACGCGAUACACGCCGCUCUCUAUGAUACAUCGCAUCGGUACGACGACGUUGAGUUCGUCGUGGCUUCGCGUGGAUGGAGUCAAUGCGUCUCAUUCGGGAGCUUCGAUCUCUACAGGAAGAGGUUUGAGGAAACGGCCGACUUCUUCAAGCCUCGGUUCGAGGAAGCGAAUAAGGUCGGAUCGGAGAUGUUGAAGGCUAUUCAGGAUAAGGAGCCGAUACUUCAGACACCGAGUAUGCAGUGA